Molecule: messenger RNA, 1687 nt
Organism: Cyprinus carpio (common carp)
Lineage: Eukaryota; Metazoa; Chordata; Actinopteri; Cypriniformes; Cyprinidae
Product: uridine-cytidine kinase 1
Cellular component (GO): cytoplasm; cytosol
Molecular function (GO): ATP binding; kinase activity
Source: RefSeq, a predicted model, not a curated record
CAAUAAACAUUAACUAACUACGUACAGUGACAUUGGAGUACUGAAUCGACCGUGGCUGAUAGUGAAACCAGGCGGAAAUCGAUCACAGACCGCCCAGACAGCCUCCAACUGAUGCCCGAUCAUCUAAAGAACGAGUUUAUGCUUUCAGCCGCACUCCAUACUUGAAGAAAACGCGGUUUUUGUCACUGUACAAGCAUGAAUUCAGCCGGGCUGUUAUGUGAAACCGAGCGGCCGCGUCACCGUCCUUUCCUGAUCGGGGUGAGCGGAGGAACAGCAAGUGGAAAGUCCACAGUGUGCGCAAAAAUCAUGGAGCUGUUGGGUCAGAAUAAGGUGGAUCAUCACCAGAGGAAGGUCACUAUCGUCAGCCAGGACAGUUUCUACCGGGUUCUCACUCCAGAACAGAAGGCCAAAGCGUUGAAAGGCCAGUACAACUUUGACCAUCCAGAUGCGUUUGAUACAGAGUUAAUGUGUCAGACGCUGAAGGACAUCGUAGAAGGAAAGGUGGUGGAGGUUCCUACAUAUGACUUCGUCACCCAUUCCAGGCUGCCAGAGAAGAUAUGUGUGUAUCCCGCUGAUGUGGUGCUGUUUGAGGGGAUUCUGGUGUUCUACACACAGGAAGUCAGAGACAUGUUCCACAUGAAGCUGUUUGUGGACACAGACUCAGAUGUACGCCUGUCUCGCAGAGUUCUGCGUGACAUGAGAAGAGGUCGAGAUCUGGAACAGAUUCUCACACAGUACACCACGUUUGUUAAACCAGCUUUUGAGGAGUUCUGCCUUCCGACCAAGAAAUAUGCAGAUGUCAUAAUACCGCGUGGAGUCGAUAACAUGGUGGCAAUCAACCUGAUUGUGCAGCAUAUUCAGGACAUCCUCAACGGUGAUAUCUGCAUAUGGCAGAGGGGUUCUGUCAAUGGACACGCCCAUGGGCGGAGUCUAAAGAGGGGCGUGGCCGAACACAAUGAGAACUCUAGCGGAGGUGGGAUUGUCCCAGUGAAACGCCCCCUACUGGAGCCCAGCACGCGACCACAUUAAAACACACACACACACUAAAAAAACAAACAAAAACAAAAAAAAAAAGUCUCAUAAGAUCAAAAGACCUAAAAGCUUGAAUUUUUCUGCAUGCUUCCAACACAAUCUCUGUCAGGCUCACUUUUCAUAGAAUUUAAAGGAAUAUUUUUCAUUUUUUGGUGAACUGUUCCUUUAAGAAUGCCUUCUGCUUCUUAUCUAGCGUGACCUUUAACCUGUAGUCACAUCUUCCUCAAAGAGGAACUGUGCUGUAUAUAUAAAAUAGUCCUACAUUACUCGUCAGAUGCGAAUCAGAUUAAUCUUGUUUUGUUUCUAUUGUCAAGUAUAAUGGCAUUUUAAAGACCUGAAACAAAGUUUCAGUGCUUCUUAUGGGUGUUCCUGCCUUGUCUAGAUCAUAAACUCUUGUUUGGUCAGGAUGAGACGUGAAAUAGAUGAAGUAAAAUACUUCUAGUGAAUUAAAGUGAUAGUUUAGUAUUUAAAAUAUUACUCUCACUAUCACUGAUGUGACUCUUUAUUUUUAAUGUGCUGUAUAAUUUAUGUUGUCCACAUCACUCUGUAAUUUGUUUCUAAAUGUAAAUAGUAUAAAAUAGUUAAUUUGUAAACAGGUUUUGCAUUUUUCUUGUACAAACCUUUUUUAAAUAUUAAAGAGAACAUGCUUACGUGA